Messenger RNA from Planococcus citri (citrus mealybug), 2547 nucleotides. Its product is annotated as protein EFR3 homolog cmp44E-like. Lineage: Eukaryota; Metazoa; Arthropoda; Insecta; Hemiptera; Pseudococcidae. The transcript has a single exon. The record is from RefSeq and is a predicted model, not a curated record. Gene Ontology annotation, biological process: protein localization to plasma membrane. The coding region runs from base 271 to 2196 and encodes 641 amino acids. Gene Ontology annotation, cellular component: plasma membrane.
UUAUCAAAAAAAUAAUAACCUGUUUUGACAUUAUUUUUUCUUGUCAAUUUUUCGUGUCAAUUUUUAAUUAAAAACUGAAAUGAUCUCAAACCUUGAAGCAAUAAUUAUGUAACAAUGAAGUCCAAACUCCAAAGGCAUUGCUGAUUCAAAAUAAGUUUUUCCACUGAAUCCCACUUCCGAUCAAAUCAAACAUUUGGAGUCCUGGAAUCAGAUCUGAAGGUGAUCGUUGUUAAUUGUUAAAUUUUGCCUUUUCUUCGAAUCACAAUUAAAAUGUUUUGUUUCAAUUGCUGUUCACAAGUCACCCCUCGCUACAAAAGGUUAGUCGAUAAUAUUUAUCCUCCUACACCCGAAGAAGGUUUGGAUAAAGGUGAAAUGGAAAAAUUAAUGUUUUACGCUCUCUCCUCGCCUGAGAAACUGGACCGUAUUGGAGAAUAUUUCUGUAUUCGAGUCAGCAAAGAUAUUGCUAGAAAACGCGAUUUGCACGUUAAAAUUGCCAUGGAAGCGAUGGAUCAACUUCUAAUGGCGUGUCAUUCGCAGCGGAUCAAUUUAUUCGUGGAAAGUUUCCUAAGAAUGGUGCAAAAGCUAAUGGAAUGUCCGGAACCAGAGUCGCAGAUAUUAGCCACUCAAUCUUUCGUUCGAUUUGCCCAUAUUGAAGAAGAUACGCCUUCGUAUCACAGAAGAUACGACUUCUUCGUUUCGAAAUUUUCAUCGAUGUGCCAUAAUAACAGUCACAAUUUGGAAAUCCGAAAUAAAAUUCGACUCGCUGGUAUUAAAGGAUUGCAAGGCGUGAUUCGUAAAACAGUUUCGGAUGAUUUGGUUGAAAAUAUCUGGGAACCGGUUCAUAUGGAUAAAAUUAUACCCUCUUUGCUGUACAACAUGCAGAAUCCUAAUUUUAAAGUCAACGAUAAAAGUUAUCCUGAUUUAAAACUAACUGAUAUAUUUACUCGUAAUGAAAACGAAGAAAAGAAUCCCACCGCUUUGGCUGAAACUUGUUUUCGAGAAUUAAUCGGCAAAGCUUCGUUUGGUCACGUGAAAAGCAUCAUUCGUCCGGUUUUGAGACAUUUCGACUUGCAUAAUUUAUGGAUAUCCAAAUCGUUCGCCAUACACUGUUUCAGACUAAUAAUGUUUUCUAUUCAAUCUCAAUAUUUAUACAUCGUCGUUGAAAGUUUAAUGGUACAUUUGGACGAAAAUUCGAAAAUCCCUCCGAAAAUACGAACAAACGUGGCCGACGUGCUUUCUAAAAUCAUUGCUAUAGCUGCUAGUGAAAGCGUUGGACCUACUGUGAUAGAAAUUAUCAACUCGUUACUAACGCAUUUACGCACUUCAGUUACCAGACAAGGUAUAUAUUCGUAUCCUGUAAACGAAGCCGUAGAAGAAGAAGAAAACCAAUACCAGGAAGCUCUAAUCGCAGCCUUGGGUGAAUUCGCCGCUCACUUGCCAGAAUACCAAAAGACUGAAAUAAUGAUGUUCAUUAUGUCGAAAAUAACUCACUCUAAACCGGUUUCCGAUACGUCAAAUGUGCACAAUCGAAUUCAGUAUAUCUAUUUGAAUUCUCUUUUGAUGGUUUGCUCUAAAUACGAUUCCACUCAGGGUACUCUCUCGCAAUCUUUUUUGGAUCCCUUGAUGAGAUGUUCUCGAGACGAAGAUCCUGAAAUACGUACUCGAGUGAAGAAAAUUCUUCGUACUCUUUUUGAUAAAGAUCACAUCGAUGAUGAGAAUUUCAAGAAAACAGAUAUACUGGCUGCUCAAGUUACCGUAGAUGAACCAACUCAGGGAAAACAUAACAUUUUAUUAGUUUAUGGUCAUAAUUGGACUGAAAACGUACCUUCUGCCAAUGAAGUGGAUUUCUCAAUCGAAGGUUACAGUAACUCGUCUUCUCCGGGCGUUCAGCGAAAGCAUCCUCCCGAAGAUCUGUCAUUCGAAGCGAUGAAACGCGUUUCAACUGAAAAUUUCGAUAAAUAUUUCGAAGAGCAGGUUGAUCGAAACGAAGAAAUACUGGAAAAGUAUCGAUCUUUAUCGUUUACUGAAUUGGUAAAAAUUUCCACUUCUGAUGAGAACGAUACAAUUGCGUUCAAAUUGAAUGAAAUAUUUUCUAAAAUGAACAACAAUAUCACAUAUAGGAAAAGUUAUGUGGAAUUUAAUGAUGCUUAUAAACCUGGUUUAGAAACUUUAUUUCCUGAAUGUUUCGUGUACUGAAUUGCAGUGCUUGAAUAUUUUUAUUUUAAUUAUUGACGGCGAUUGGUUUUUAAACUUACUUUAUUUUUGGGGAAAUUGGUUACGCUUGACCUGAAACUUAGUUACCAUGAAUGGGUAUGGGAUAAUCGAUUAUUUGAACAAAUCACAUUUUAAUGCUCAAGGGUUUUCGUGUUCAAUAGUUACUGUAUUACAUUCCGAAGUGUUCUGUGAUAAUCUUAUUAUUUUUUUCUUAUUAUUAAUAAGGUUGAUGGUUACUGAAGUUAAAGUUAAAUAGAGCUUAUUUCGGUGUUCAUUACUAAAUAGGUAGAUAGUAAGUAUUUUGUUACUUUUAAUAAAAUUGGUUGAUAUGUU